UUUCCUAGCCAGCCUUAUCUUAUCUAAGCCUCUCAUAAUUUCUCAAGGUUUCUUCUCCUUCAAUACAAUCCCUCUCUCUUUGUUAGCAGAAUAGUCAAAAUUAGCUCCUUCAUGUUGGGUUUCUUUCACAGUAUUACCUGAAGGAAACCUAAAAUACCACUUUAUCAAACAGAGAUUGCUCUUGCAAAGCUUCUAGUGUUGGGUCUUUUUCAUUUUUCCUUGUAGUUUUGUGCUACUUACCUAUCUGGUUCUCCCUAGCCUCUAGAAACCAGAUUCUCAUUUCCCUUUUAGGUGUGUUCUUUUUGUUGCAUUGAACUAUUUUGAGAGCUUGCGUUCUCCAUGGCUAUGGUUACCUCUAAUAUCCGAGACGCCUCCUUUUCUUCAUACUUGAGUACUAAUGAGGAAACCUUUCUAUGUAAACUCGUUGAUCAGAAGUCAAGCCGAAACCUCAUCACAACCACCAGUCCUUCCAAGGGAGAUCAGCAUAAGCACUUGGGAACUAACAAGAAGGAAGAAGAGGAAGAAAUUGGAGUAUUUGGAGCUGAAAAAUACUUCAAUGGAGUAAUGGACGAGGACAGCUCAAAAAGUUCAAGCAGCACCUGUAGUUCAAGGAAGUUCCAUGUUCAUCAGCAGCGAGUCAAUCUAGAUCACAUGAAGCUAAAGGUACAACAGCCCGGGACUCCAAGUGUUCAUUCCGAAUCAAGUUGGAACAGCCAGAGUGCACUGCUUACAAGUGGUUCGAGAAAUCCCAAGAGGACUCACAAGACAAGCAGCAACAAGGCACAGAGGAAAAGCUUCUUUGCAACUCUUGGUUGCUCAUGUACUGAUAAGCAUUCUGUUGAUGUUAAUGAAGACCAUGUUGGUGAAAUCAGCUUCAAGCAGAAUGGUGCUGCUGCCAACUCUGGAAUCACAACACCCCACAUUAAACAAAGUCUAGACCUUGUUGGUGAAGCUCUAGUCAAGAUUAAACAAACCCCGGAUUCAUUGGUGAAGGAGGAGAUAUUGACGAACAACGAAAAGAUGGAUAAGUUGGGAACUGGAUUGAGCAGAGAAAACUGCUUUACUUUCCCAGCUUCAAAAUCCGGGGCCGUGAGUAACUUGCCUAUCAAGAUUCCUACCUUUCAAGAAAUAGAAGAUGAGAAACUGAGGAAGUCUAUAGAGGUGUUUGGUUCUCCAGUGCUAGAAAAAAGGAAAAAGGCUUUGGGCCUUGAGAAAAGGCUAACAAUGCUGUCUUGGGAUGCCGAGUUUCCUGCAGCAAAAUCUGGUGGAACCUACACUCAUGAGUCAGACAGUGAUGCAAGUUCAGACCUGUUUGAGAUUGAGAGCCUCACAGGCAAGAACAACCCUUUUCUUGCAGGGCAAGCAUCAGAUGGUUGUGCCACCCCUACAACAUGUUACGCGCCUAGUGAGGCAAGCAUAGAGUGGAGUGUGGUCACUGCCAGUGCUGCAGAUUUCAGCUCUGCCAUGUCAGAUUGUGAAGACCUUGUCAGGCCAAGUCCAACCACCACCACAAGUGCCAAAGCAGCUAGUAUGAAUAAAGAGAUGGUGCCAAUUAGGCACCGUCCAACUGUUCUGUUAGGUUGCAAGAGUCAAAAAGCUGUGAAAGUGGCGGCAAAUGCGCACAGACCAUACAACCAGAAGACCAUUAUUGACCCACAGAUGAUGCCUCGCAAGCCUGAAAUGCCAUUCAUGCCAUCAACAAGGUUUCAAGCUGAGACAACCUCUAAGUUGACAGGUUUUGACUCUAGAGUACAAGGGCAACAUGCACUUGCACCACGGUCGCUCCCUCGUGCACAUUCACCACAUGCUUCUCAUCUUCUGUUCAUGCAGUAGGGAUCUAGACUAGUUCUUAAGCUAGUACUUGAUCAUACUAAUUGUUCUCUACCAUGCAUAUGUUUGAUUAUAGUAGUGGUUAAUUCCAAAGAGUUGCUCCUUUAAUGCUACGUUUUUUUUUUCUUA
This is a messenger RNA of Rosa chinensis, 1959 nucleotides long. Its product is annotated as protein PHYTOCHROME KINASE SUBSTRATE 1. The record is from RefSeq and is a predicted model, not a curated record. The transcript has a single exon. Bases 340 to 1833 code for a protein of 497 amino acids. Lineage: Eukaryota; Viridiplantae; Streptophyta; Magnoliopsida; Rosales; Rosaceae. Gene Ontology annotation, biological process: phototropism.